CUGUGGGGAGCGCCCCCGGCUGCGCAGCAGGGUUGCCCGGCGGCCAGGGUCGCGGCGCUCCGCUGCUUCACGGUUACGGCGCGGCCGUUACCGCCCAGUGGCGGCCGGCAGGGCUGCUCGUCUCGGAGCCUCACUGGCGGUGAGGAGAGGCGGCCUAAGGAAUAGCUAGUAAGGCUAAAUCCAAAGUUCUAGACCCAAAUACGACUUGUCUGUAUAUACUAUAUACGUACACGAUUACACAAAUACAAUCUGCGAAGGUAUUUCCAAAAACCUCAUAAUGAGAAACCAGCCAAUUCCUGCUUGCAAAGGGACAGUUUUAUACACAGGUAUACGGUGCUUCUCUGCAGGCUGUGACGUUUCAGUCAGACCUGGGCACAGUGUGAAGGCUAAGCCUGACCUUCCCAGAAGAAGAGACUGGCUCAGCGACCCCUGGGCUCAGCGCCUCCAAGGACAGACUGCCAGCAGGCCCUGCCUCGGUUCCCGUAGCAGCAAGUUAAAACCCAAGGACGAAUGCUGUGCAGGGAGAUUGGUGCUUACCCAGCCAACAUUUGUGUUUGAAAACAAGGACCGACCUUCAAAGAGGCCUGCAGAAGACCCAGAUCGUAAAUCUGAAAAUGAUUUCAAUAAUUGUUCCAGAAAGCGUGCAAGAUCAUCAUCUUUUAAUUUGCAGAAGUAUGGCUCUCAGUCUAACACAGAUGCAACUCUUAGUCCACAAAGAGGGAGGUCAUCGUCCUUUACUGUCCUUCCUACCUUCCCUCCCUCCCAGCCAGUGAAGAAGAAUAACAUAUUCAUGACCUCAGGUCUCCUUCGAAGGAACCAUGACUUGAUCAAAAGUUCAAAAGAAGGAUCCUUGUCACAAACUCAACUGUGGAAUGUCAUUAGACCUGCUGUUUUACAACCCCCAGAAAAAAAGGAAGAAGCACAUAUUCAGCUAUCUGAAAACAGCUCUCACUCCUCAGCUGAGAAGUCAGUAAGUUCCGUAACAGCAAGCUCAUCUACUACCGUGAAUAUUUAUAACUACAAAAAAACACAAAGUCAGUUGUUUGAAGACACAAAUCUACAAACCAACAUCAAUUCUGAUUUUGUGUUUGGAGAAAACAUGGUUGAGAGAGUUUUGAGUCCUGAAAAUCAUCACAAACCAUUUAAUGAACUUGAUUCAUGCAAAGGAGAAAUAACAUCCAUGUACCCUGAAUCUUUUCAUGUCAGUCCACAAACAAAAUCAGCUUUAUUGAGGAGUGUGACACUAACUGAAUCAGCAGCUGCUUGUAUUUCCAAGCCAGUGGAGAAAAUUCUGUUAGAUAAAGUUGAAGUAAGAACUGGAGAAGAAGCAGAACACAAUGUGUUACAGAUCAACUCCAAGCUCUUUGUAUUUAAUAAGCUUUCUUUAACCUGGAUUGAAAGAGGCAGAGGAUCCCUGAGGCUCAAUGACACUUGCAGCAAUAGAUACGGAAUGCUGCAGUCAAGGCUAAUUAUGCGACAUCAAGGCAGCUUGAGACUGAUUCUCAACACCCGACUCUGGGAUCAAAUGCUUAUAAAGAGAGCAGACAGAAAGAGCCUAUGCUUCACUGCAACAGACCAAGAGGACCAUUCCAUUAAAGUAUUUCUAAUUCAGGCAAGCUCCAAAGACACUGGGUACCUGUAUGCAGCAAUACAUCAUCGCCUUGUGGCAUUACGAAGCUUUGCUGAGCAAGAACCAGUUGCCAAUCAAGUAGACACAGAAGCAGAAAUAGCUUUUCAGGCACUAAACUCUGAUAGUGAUGAUGAAGACGAUGGAAAAAUAAGUGAACAGCAGUGGAUCUGAUCAUUCUGGAUGGAACUGCAAGCAGUCUGAAGGUCUGUUCAUAACAGCACAGAAUGGCUGGAGUGUGGGACCUUAAAGAUCCUCUAGUUCCAACCUCCAUUACACCUACCAGAAACUACAACAGUGUGGUUGGGAACUCAUGUUUCAAAAAUGUCUAGGCUGACUCUGUCCCUGGAGGGAGGAAAGCAGAUGCAUUUUGCUUUAUGAAUUUUAAGCAAAGAUUUAUUUUUAGGAACAGCAUAAGUUUAAUACAUUGACAAAAAGACUUGAGGAUUCCAGCCAGCCUGCUUUGCAGUGAGCUGGGAAUGACAUAAUGACUUCCACUAUUCAAGAACAGUUAAAAAGGCUUCAGGUUUUAGAAUAUAUGUAGAUACAUUACUAAACUAAGGAUUUUUAUAGAGAAUAAGUGAUUCUUCAUCAUAUUGAUGGACAAAACCUCAUAAACAUGAAGUAAUAGUAUACACAAAGCAUUUGUUACUUGUAUAUUUUAUUUAAAAGAUACAUUUGGAAAGCUUUAAGUCAGGCUCUACUGAAGACAUUUCUUUAAAACUGUGUGGCAACAUUCAGCAUCUUGUUUGUAAGUACAUACAAGCAGAACUGGUAUCAGUUCAACUUGACCAAGGCCCAUAGAAAUCAGCCUUCAAAACAAAGGGGUUUUGUGUUUGUUUUGAAAAUAUCUGGAGUUGUAAGCUGACUGUAGAAUUUUGUUGAACGGCAAAGAGUCACAACUGCUUUUACAGCUGUAAGCACCAGGAGAAUUCAUAAUAAAGAACUGCAAUCCAGUUUUAGGGGCACGGGAGCUUUAAAAUCCAAAAGUGCAUCUGCUUGCACUCACGAACAUCCUUUCAGUUGCACAAGACAAGAACCUGCACUGUUAAUUGUACAGAUGCAUUCAGGUCCACAUAAAAAAAUACCUCGAAUGUGUGAGAUUAUGAAAUUAGUUCUGCCUUAGCUGUAGCUGUCCCUAAGCAGCACCAUUCCUUGGAACAGGUAUCUCGUGCACUGUAAUGAGUGCCAACAGUGCCACAGACCUAGUCACUUUGCAAAAGUGAUUGCACAAACUGCUGUCUCAUGAGGAAUUAGAAAAAUCAGUUCUCUCUAAUGCCACCUGUGAACUAAGGCUUCAUAAAGCCAUGUGCAGUAUGGACAGCAUUUAUGCUUUCUUUUGCAUAUCCACUCUGUCAAAAGAUGAAGAAAAUAU
Molecule: messenger RNA, 3002 nt
Organism: Pogoniulus pusillus (Red-fronted tinkerbird)
Lineage: Eukaryota; Metazoa; Chordata; Aves; Piciformes; Lybiidae
Gene: RANBP3L
Product: RAN binding protein 3 like
Exons: 15
Coding region: 278-1801 (507 amino acids)
Biological process (GO): protein export from nucleus
Cellular component (GO): nuclear pore; cytoplasm
Molecular function (GO): GTPase activator activity
Source: RefSeq, a predicted model, not a curated record